Messenger RNA from Carassius auratus (goldfish), 847 nucleotides. RefSeq names its product mitotic spindle assembly checkpoint protein MAD1-like. NCBI's taxonomy places the organism in Eukaryota, Metazoa, Chordata, Actinopteri, Cypriniformes, Cyprinidae. Gene Ontology annotation, biological process: attachment of mitotic spindle microtubules to kinetochore; mitotic spindle assembly checkpoint signaling. The record is from RefSeq and is a predicted model, not a curated record. The transcript is spliced from 4 exons. Gene Ontology annotation, cellular component: mitotic spindle; nuclear envelope; kinetochore. The coding region runs from base 69 to 584 and encodes 171 amino acids.
CUGACUCUCUUAACUUUUUAUGUAAGGGAGACUAUGACCCUGUGAAGACAAAAGUGAUCCACCUGCAAAUGAACCCCACCAGCAUCGCAAAGCAGCAGCGUGCUGAAGAUGUGGAACAGCUGAGGUUGGAGUGUCAGCUGUUGAGGGACCGAAUCCGAAAAAUUGAGGCAGGUGGUGGGGUGACAACAGACGACACUACCCUCAUCAUCCCACCUUCACAAGAAAUACUGGACUUGCGGAAGCAGAUGGAAAGUGCAGAAUUGAAGAACCAGCGCUUGAAGGAAGUGUUCCAGAAGAAGAUUCAAGAGUUCCGUACGGCUUGUUACGUACUUACCGGGUACCAGAUCGACAUCACCAUGGAGAACCAGUACCGACUCACUUCUGUGUAUGCUGAGCAUAUGGAGGAUUCAUUAUUGUUUAAGUCUAGUGGUCCGGUAGGCAGCGGCAGCAUGCAGCUGUUGGAGACAGAUUUUUCCCGCACUCUAACUGGACUAGUAGAUCUGCAUCUCUUCCAUCAGAAGAGCAUCCCCGUAUUCCUCAGCGCGGUCACCAUCGAGCUGUUCAGCCGCCAGACUGUCACCUGAUUUACCCAUCAUUGCUCAACCACACGAUCAAGCAUUGAAUAGUUGAAGGUCAUCAUAACGUGACAAUCUAUAUGCCAACAUUUCAGUAAUACAGUGAUUGUGUAUUUUUCUUUUAAUGCUAUAAAUCUACACUCUGUUGUUUACGAAAUGGUUAAUGUGUACAAGAGAAACCUGAAGACGUGCAGUCCUCUAUUUACAAGCAUCAUGUUUGAUGGCAGUUUAUUUGCCUGUAUUGAGAACAAAAUAAAGACGUAUUCAACUUC